UCUGUGGCAAACCAGAACUGAAGUCACAUGCACCAGUUUCUAUCUGGUUUCUAUUGGCCGUUCAUCCAUUGAUGACAGAAUAAUUUGAUUUUAAUUUGAUUGUGGUACUAGUUUCUGCUUAGUAGCAGCUCAAUACUGCUGCUACAGGGGUCCUGUGAUAAAUACCUGGACAACACAGCUGUUGAUCAAUACUGCUGCUACAGGGGUCCUGUGAUAAAUACCUGGACAACACAGAUGUUGUUGAAGAAAAAGUGAACUUUGGAAAUAAAGCUGCACCUCUUGAAUGUUGAGAGUUAUUUGAGAAAGGGGACAGUGCUCUAAGUGACUCUGGGGAGAGAGAGGAGGGGAGCCCUGCCUCUAAAAUGAGUUUCUCUGGGGAGAGAAAGAAGGGGGGCCCUGCCUCUAAAAUGAGUCUCUCUGGAGCUAGAAAGAAGGGGGGCCCUGCCUCUAAAAUGAGUCUCUCUGGGGAACAUGACACCAAAGCUAUGAGACCAAUCCAGCAGGAGAGACCAGCCUCCCCUGUUCCCAGCUGUGUGUCCAUGAAGAGUGACCAGUCUAUGGAACAUCCUUUACAGUUUAGAAAGGGAGACUUUUCUACUGAACAAAGACCAAUCCAGCAGGAGAGACCAGCCUCCCCUGUUCCCAGCUGUGUGUCCAUGAAGAGUGACCGGUCUAUGAAUCAACCUCUAAACUUUAGAGAGGGAGACUUUUCUACUGAACAAAGACCAAUCCAGCAGGAGAGACCAGCCUCCCCUGUUCCCAGCUGUGUGUCCAUGAAGAGUGACCGGUCUAUGAAUCAACCUCUAUACUUUAGAGAGGGAGACAUUUCUACUGAACAAAGACCAAUCCAGCAGGAGAGACCAGCCUCCCCUGUUCCCAGCUGUGUGUCCAUGAAGAGUCACCAGUCUAUGGAUCCUCCUCUAUACUUUGGAGAGGGAGACUUUUCUACUGAACAAAGAAACCAACAGGAGAGAUCAGAGUCAGAGAUUCUCAGUGGUCAGUCUUCCCAGAGUCAUCAAACAGACCUGGACUCCAUAUUCAGUUUGCUUGAAGAGAAAAUGAUGACAUUUAUGAAGAACGAGCUGAAGAUGUUCAAGAGGAUUCUUAGUCCAGCACUCCCAGAAGGCUUUGAGAGUCAGAAGCAGGAUAAGGAAGUGGUGGAUGCUGAAGAUGAGAAGCAGGAGAGCAGUGCCAGAGAGGGGGCUCUGAAGAUCACACUGCACAUCCUGAGGAAAAUGAACCAGAAGGAGCUUGCUGACACACUGGAGAAAUAUUCAGAUGAGCUUGCUGUGAUUUGCCAACGUGAACUCAAAUCUAAUCUCAAGAAGAAGUUUCAAUGUGUAUUUGAGGGGAUCGCUAAACAAGGAAACCCAACACUUCUCAAUAAGAUCUACACAGAGCUCUACAUCACAGAGGGUGGAACAGGAGAGGUCAAUAAUGAACAUGAGCUGAGACAGAUUGAGACAACAACCAGGAAACAAGCAAGACCAGAGACUGCAAUCAAAUGUAACGACAUCUUCAAACCCUUAACUGGACAAGACAAACCUAUCAGAACUGUGCUGACAAAGGGAGUCGCUGGCAUUGGAAAAACAGUCUCUGUGCAGAAGUUCAUUCUGGACUGGGCUGAAGGAAAAGCAAAUCAGGAUGUCCAAUUUGUAUUUUCAUUCCCUUUCCGGGAGCUGAAUUUGAUGAAAGAGGACAAACACACUUUCAUUGAACUUCUCAAUCACUUCUCAAUGGAAACCAAACAAUCAGGAAUCUCCAUCAACAACAAGUACAAAGUUCUGUUCAUCUUUGAUGGUCUGGAUGAGUGCCGACUGCCCCUAGACUUCCAGAAGAACAAGAUCUGUUGGGACGUCACAGAGUCAACCUCAGUGGAUGUUCUGCUUACAAAUCUCAUCAAGGGAAAUCUGCUUCCCUCUGCUCUCCUCUGGAUAACUACCCGACCUGCAGCAGCCAAUAAGAUCCCUUCAUGGUGUGUUGACCAGGUGACAGAGGUACGAGGGUUCAAUGACCCACAGAAGGAGGAGUACUUCAGGAAGAGAUUCAGUGAUGAGGACCUGGCCAGCAGAAUCAUCUCACACAUAAAGACAUCAAGGAGCCUCCACAUCAUGUGCCACAUUCCAGUCUUCUGUUGGAUUUCUGCAACAGUCCUUGAACACAUGCUGAAACAUAAGAGAGAAGUGAUGCCCAAGACUCUGACUGAGAUGUACACACACCUUGUGGUGUUUCAUACCAAACAGAAGAAUGAAAAGUAUCUUGGGAAAGAAGAGACAGGUCCACACUGGAAUAAAGAGAGCAUUCUGUCACUGGGAAAACUGGCUUUUCAACAGCUUGUGAAGGGCAAUCUGAUUUUCUAUGAAGAAGACCUGAAAGAGUCUGGCAUUGAUGUCAAUGAAGCCUCAGUGUACUCAGGAUUGUGCACACAGCUCUUUAAAGAGGAAUGUGGGCUGUACCAGGACAAGGUGUACUGCUUCGUACAUCUGAGCAUUCAGGAGUUUCUGGCUGCUGUAUAUGUGUUCCUCUCAUUCAUCAACAACAAUGAGAAUCUAAUGGACAAACUGCAAACAAAAGACGAGUCUGUAGUUACUUUCUACAAGAGUGCUGUGGAUAAAGCCUUACAAAGUGAGACGGGAAACCUGGACCUUUUCCUCCGCUUCCUUCUGGGCCUCUCACUGGAGUCCAAUCAGAAGCACUUACGAGGUCUACUGACAAAGUCAAGAAGCAGCUCACAGAGCCAUGAAGAAACAGUCAAGUACAUCAAGAAGAAGAUCGGGGAGGAUCUCUCUCCAGAGAGGAGCAUCAAUCUGUUCCACUGUCUGAAUGAACUGAAUGACCAUUCUCUAGUGGAGGAGAUCCAAAGCUACCUGAGCUCAGGAAGUCUCUCAAAACCCAACCUGUCACCUGCACAGUGGUCAGCUCUGGUCUUUGUGUUGCUGACUUCAGAAAAGGAGCUGGAUGUGUUUGACCUGAAGAAAUACUCCAGAUCAGAGGAAGGUCUUCUGAGGCUGCUGCCAGUGGUCAAAGCCUCCAGAGCUGCUCUGCUGUCAGGCUGUGGAGUCACAGAGGAAGGCUGUGCUUCACUGGUCUCAGCUCUGAGGUCAAACCCCUCACACCUGAGAGAGCUGGAUCUGAGUAACAAUGACCUGAAGGAUUCAGGAGUGGAGCUGCUCUCUGCUAGACUGGGGAAUCCCCACUGUAAACUGGACACUCUGAGGCUGUUAGGCUGUCUAGUCACAGAGGAAGGCUGUGCUUAUCUGGUCUCAGCUCUGAGGUCAAACCCCUCACACCUGAGAGAGCUGGAUCUGAGUAACAAUGACCUGAAAGAUUCAGGAGUGAAGUUGCUCUCUGAUGGACUUGGGAAUCCCCACUGUAAACUGGAGACUCUGAGGCUGUUAGGCUGUCUAGUCACAGAGGAAGGCUGUGCUUCUCUGGUCUCAGCUCUGAGGUCAAACCUCUCACACCUGAGAGAGCUGGAUCUGAGUAACAAUGACCUGAAGGAUUCAGGAGUGGAGCUGCUCUCUGCUGGACUGGAGAAUCCCCACUGUAAACUGGAGACUCUGAGGCUGUCAGGCUGUCUAGUCACAGAGGAAGGCUGUGCUUCUCUGGUCUCAGCUCUGAGGUCAAACCCCUCACACCUGAGAGAGCUGGACCUGAGCUACAAUCACCCAGGAGACUCAGGAGUCAGACUGCUCUCUGCUGGACUGGAGGAUCCACACUGCAGACUGGAGAAACUCAAUGUGGAACAUGGUGGAGAGAACAGAAUGAAACCUGGGCUUAGAAAAUAUGUCUGUGAUCUCACACUGGAUCCAAACACAGUAAACAGACACCUCUCUCUGUCUGAGGAGAACAGAAAGGUGACAUGGAGGACAGAGGAGCAGCCGUAUCCUGAUCACCCAGAGAGAUUUGAGGUCUGGGGACAGGUGCUGUGUAGAGAGGGUCUGACUGGGCGCUGUUACUGGGAGGUAGAGUGGAGUGGGAGUGGGGCUGAUAUAGCAGUGACAUAUAAAGGAAUCAACAGGAGUGGAGGGGGUAAUGACUGUGUGAUUGGAUUAAAUGACAAGUCCUGGACUCUGUUCUGCUCUGACAACAGUUACACUGCCUGGCACAAUGAUAAUACCACUACCAUAGACGUCCCCUCCUCCAGCUCCCACAGAGUAGGAGUGUAUCUGGACUGGCCAGCCGGCACUCUGUCCUUCUAUAGAGCCUCCUCUGACACACUGGCCCACCUGAUCACAUUCACCUCCACAUUCACUGAGCCACUCUAUCCAGGGUUUGGGGUUUAUUAUGAUGGCAACUCAGUGUCACUUUAAACAAUAACACACAAAGAACACAAACACUGGACGGACACACACACACACACACACACACACACACUGGACACACACACAUACUGGACACACACAACCAGGACACACACACACAGGACACAAAAACACUGGACGGAGACACACACACACAAACACACACACACACACACACACAGGACAUAUACACAGGACACACACAGAGGACACACAGGACACAAACACACAAGAUACACACACACACACACUGGACACACACACACUGACACACACACACUCUGGACACACACACACUGACACACACACACUCUGGACACACACACUGGGCACACUCUCACACACACACAAACGCGUCUUCCUAUAAUUGUGAGGACCUUGACUCAGGAACUUCAAAUGAUUUUUCUGAUAGAAUUGGGAACAGACACCUCAUUCCAGCACCAAGUGGUCCCACAAACACAGAGGUGUAAAUAUAACAGGAAUACAAAUAUUAUUCCAGACAUUAUAGACUAGAACUCCUUAUGAAUGUCUGCAGCCGAUGAGACUGUUGGCGUCUGACAAGAGGUGAAAAUAUUACAGGAAUAUUCUGCAAAUGUUGAUGAAGACGUCACUCAAUCCCUCCAAAACAUCAUGCAGUCUUUCCACAAGACUCCCAUGAAGUUAUAGUGUGACGUUAUGAGUUAACGUUAAAGUAACAUUCUCAGAACAUACUGCACUUGUUUUAUACUGUUUUAGAUGGAUCCUCUGUUUAUCAUCUUGUUUUAUACUGUUUUAGAUGGAUCCUCUGUUUAUCAUCUUGUUUUAUACUGUUUUAGAUGGAUCCUCUGUUUAUCCUCUUGUUUUAUACUGUUUUAGAUGGAUCCUCUGUUUAUCAUCUUGUUUUAUACUGUUUUAGAUGGAUCCUCUGUUUAUCAUCUUGUUUUAAACUGUUUUAGAUGGAUCCUCUGUUUAAACAUUUAAACUCUUACAAUAUCACCGUUAAAAUACCAAUGUGAUCAUUUGUUGUAUGUUUUUUUAUGUUGAAAAACAAAUACAAUUAUACAUGGACAUAUGCUCCAUAGUUGUACAAGUAUAUAAGGAUAUAUUGUACUUUUUGUAAUAAAACGUACUUAAAACAAGAAAAA
Messenger RNA from Oncorhynchus masou masou (cherry salmon), 5428 nucleotides. RefSeq names its product NLR family CARD domain-containing protein 3-like. Gene Ontology annotation, molecular function: protein binding. Gene Ontology annotation, biological process: intracellular signal transduction. Lineage: Eukaryota; Metazoa; Chordata; Actinopteri; Salmoniformes; Salmonidae. The record is from RefSeq and is a predicted model, not a curated record. The transcript has 15 exons. Bases 363 to 4313 code for a protein of 1316 amino acids.